Geodia barretti is the source of this 717-nucleotide messenger RNA. NCBI's taxonomy places the organism in Eukaryota, Metazoa, Porifera, Demospongiae, Tetractinellida, Geodiidae. The record is from the annotation of a GenBank genome assembly.
AUGGCCGAAGCCCUGAGAAUAGAAGACCUCUCCGUCGAGUUUCGCAGCCCUGCCGGCACUGUCCGGGCCCUAAACGGUGUCAACCUCACCCAGGAGGAGGGCGAGACCUACUGCGUUGUGGGAGAGAGCGGCGCAGGAAAGAGCACACUGGCCCUGGCAAUCAUGGGCCUGCUUCCGCAGAACUCCUCGGUGCUUGGCGGGCGAAUUUACUUCCAGGGCGUUGACCUGAUGCGGGCCGGGCCGGACUACAUUCGGGGUCUCCGCGGACACGAGGUGUCCAUGGUGUUCCAGGACGCGCAGGCGGCCCUGAAUCCCGUGGAGCCGGUAGGGUCGCAACUGGAGGAGGUCAUCCUCCAGCACAGCGACAUGUCGCUGCGGAACGCCAACCGCAUGGCCCAGGAGAUGCUCCACGAGAUGGGGCUUCCCGACCCCAAACGGGUGAUGGGUCAGUACCCAUUCUCUCUGAGCGGCGGCAUGUGCCAGCGGGUGAUGAUGGCCAUCGCCCUAGUGCUGCGCCCCAAGCUACUCAUCGCCGACGAGCCGACCUCGGGCCUGGACGUCACGCUGCAGGCGGAGAUCCUGGAGCGCCUGCGGCGGCUGGUCAGAGAGCAGGGUUCGUCGGUACUUCUCAUCACCCACGACCUGGGCGUUGUGGCCUCGGUGGCCAAGAAGGUGGGCGUGAUCUACGGCGGCGGAUGGUGGAGCGGGCCGACGUGA